AUGGAGAUCAAAAACUGGCUCGAGGGAAGAAUCCAAGACAUGAAACAACUCAUAGUCGAAAAGGACAUCGAGUUAAUCGAGAGGCUAGAAAACGAGUCGCAGCUAAGACAAGCACUCGAAUUGAAAGAUCGAGAGCUAUUUUGCCUGCAUGAGAAAAACGAGGAGAAUAAUAGUAUUCAAGAUUUGCCGAUAAAGAACGACGAAUCUUUAUCAACUAGUACUACACAAGGGGAGGAAGACAUCUUCAAUUUGAAAAAUUCGGUCGAUCAGCAGUUUUUGAACAUCAAGCAGAAACUCGAAGACGAGAAGAAUAUCUUGACCACAGAAAGAAGGACAAGAAAAUCCCGUGUUUCGAGCCCUAAUCUCAGCUUCGAUUUCUUGGACAAGGAAAUAUUUGGAAGCCCCGUUUUUGCAAAGGAUGAUUCGAACGUAAAGCCGCUGAUUAAUCAAAAUGUAUUGAUUAAGCGGAUGAGUUCGGAUAUCAAUAUAUUAAAAGAAACGUUGGAUUUUGCUUUUGGGAGGAUGCAUAGUGCUGAGGUUCUUCCGUUGGAGAAACAAUGGAGGUGGACUUUGGAGAGAGAUAUAGAGUCGAUUUUGGUGAAGGGUUUUAUAAGCAAUCUUCGAGAAAAUUUCGAUGCGGAAAAUAUUACGAAAAGGGACCGUAAUCUUGCAAACCAAACGGAUGAUAGAGAUGGAUUACGGGUCGAGAUUGAAAAACUAGAAGAAGAGAGGGAUGCGUUGCGUUUUCAGAUUUUUUCGAUGGAAGAAAUUUACGAGCUUCUUUUUCGGUGCAAGAUUAAAGAUAUUACUACUGAAUUGUGUUGUGAAGGCUCGAAUUCGAGUUCGAGUUUCGUACAUUACUUGGAGAGCACGAUUAAGGAGGAUAUCUAUGCGGGGUUUUUACGGGAAAUGGCUGAAGCGUGGCGGUUGGAAAAGGACGGUUUUGCCCUCGAGGCUCUCAUGAGGGAAGAUAUCUACCAGUUCGUCAUAAUCGAGGCUGUUAAACAGCUGUCACGGAACCAUUUCGAAGAAUCAAAAGCACUGAAACAGCUCGAUUUUCAAGAACACUGCACGCCACGCUCGAGGAUGAAAUCGAACGCCGAGAAUCAAGAAGGUACUACGCCUCGCUCGAGGACAAAAUUGGAAACUGAAAAGCUCGAUUCUUUAUUGAAAUGUUUAGAAGUUGAGGAGGAUUUAAUGCUGAGUGCGAGUUCGGAAAUAAAAGAGCACGGCGAAUAUAAUAGUUUAGUGAUAUUGGACUGCGAAGAAAUUGAAGAGCGUAAUGCAAUAGAAUGGCUGUUGACCGAUGACAAAAGUACGUUUAGAUCGGUGAACGAAAAACUGGAAAGGGCUCUUCAGCAAUUGUACACGAGUAAAGAAUUGUUGGUGGAGUUGGAAGAAAGUCUCGAAGAAUCCGAGGACUUGGGUGAAAAUUAUCAACAAUGCGACGGUUUUCGAGUCUUGGUUUGUUGCCAUUUCAGGGUCGAAGUAUUGAAGAGUGGAGUUGAUGCACUAAAGAAACCUGUGGUUUUGAUGAAAACGAGAAAGACGAUUUACGAGAAGGCUUUCGUUUCGAGAUGUCACAACUUGAAAAUAGCUGAAACUGAGGUCGAUUUACUCGGUGAUCAAGUGGAAUCACUUCUCUGCCUUCUUGAGAGGAUAUAUGUUCAACUGAAUCAAAAUGCAACAGUUUUAUCAGCCUACUUUGAGGUUUAUGAUAUAUUGAAGUUGAUCAGAAGAGAGUUAAACAAUGGAAGGCCUUGUAAAUCAGUCUUGAUUGAUAAAUAAAAACACAUAAG
Erythranthe guttata (spotted monkey flower) is the source of this 1799-nucleotide messenger RNA. The record is from RefSeq and is a predicted model, not a curated record. NCBI's taxonomy places the organism in Eukaryota, Viridiplantae, Streptophyta, Magnoliopsida, Lamiales, Phrymaceae.